Molecule: messenger RNA, 1689 nt
Organism: Brassica napus (rape)
Lineage: Eukaryota; Viridiplantae; Streptophyta; Magnoliopsida; Brassicales; Brassicaceae
Product: zinc finger BED domain-containing protein RICESLEEPER 2-like
Exons: 1
Coding region: 1-1689 (562 amino acids)
Molecular function (GO): DNA binding
Source: RefSeq, a predicted model, not a curated record
AUGUCAGCUUGUGAAGAUAACCAUGAGUUCUUUGGAGAAGAUAAUGAAACAGAUGUCGAUCAAGGAGUUGGAAAGAAACGAUCUGCUUCAGAGAGGUCAAGCACUGAUAAACCUCCUGCUGCAAAGAAAAAGCAAGCCCACCGAGCAGACGUCUGGCAACAUUUCAUUCAAAGAGAAGAUGAUCCAAGCAUCAGCAACUGCCGUUACUGUGGCCAAGCAAUUGGAUGUGACUCCAAGAAGAGUGGGACAAGUGCGAUGAAGAAUCACAUUGGUCGAUGUAAGAUGUUUGAACUCUACAACGAAUCUGGAAAGCAGCAGGUGUUAAAUGGAGAUAGUAGUGGUAUUUUGACAACUGUGAAGUAUGAUGCUACUUUGUUCAGGAGAUCAGUGAACGAGAUGAUAGUGCUGAAUGAGGAGCCAUUCUCUUUUGUCGAGUCUGAAGGGUUUAGGAGGUUCUGUCACAACGUGUUACCGAUGUACACAGUUCACUGCAGAAGAACAGCAACAGAAGACAUUUUUAAAAUGUUUAUGUUGGAGAAAGCUAGGUUGAAGCAGUUGUUUGCUGAUGAGAAGCAGAGAGUGUCUCUUACUACAGAUAUUUGGGUGGCUCCUACGACAUCAUACAGCUACGUGGUCGUCACAGCUCAUUGGAUUGAUAGGAACUGGGAAAUGCAGAAGCGGAUCAUCAGUUUCAAGCCUAUCACGGAUCAUAAAGGUGACACUAUUUCUGACCAUCUGAGCUUAUGUAUUUCUGAUUGGGGUAUAGAUAAGGUCUUCACGGUGACAGUAGACAAUGCUAAGGCAAACGAUAAGGCUCUACGACUGUUUGCAGAAACCUGUAGGUUGAUAGGCCCGAAUGCAUUAGUUAGGGAUGGUUCAUUGAUGCAUAUGCGUUGCUGUGCACAUAUUCUCAAUUUGAUAGUUAGGGAUGGGUUAUCUGAGGUCAAACAGAGUGUCAUGGCUAUUAGAAACGCGGUGAAGUAUGUGAGAUCAUCGGGUACAAGGUUGCAGUCGUUUCAGUUGAGGGUGCUGACAGGAAAGGUUAGUAGAGGGAGCUUAUCUUUGGACUGUAUAACUCGUUGGAACUCCACCUAUCUCAUGCUGUCUGCUGCAUUGAAGUUCAAGGUUGCGUUUGAGAAGCUCAAAGCCGAAGACAUAUUGUAUAAUGAUUACUUUAUGGAGUUAGAGGAGAAUGGACAGAAACGGGUUGGACCUCCUACUUCAGAAGGGUGGGAAGAGGUGCAGAGGUUAGUGAAGUUUCUGAAAAUCUUCUUUGGUUGCACCUUGGCGUUCUCAGCAUCCAAGACAGUCACGUCUACCAUUUGUUACAAUGAGAUUGUGAUAAUCGAGAGGAACUUGAUUGCACUGAGCAAUAGCAGGGAUGGGGUUCUGCAGAUUCAAGCAAAGGAGAUGAGAAACAAGUUCGAGAAGUACUGGGAUGGACUUCUCAAUAUGAACCCGCUGAUCAUCAUCACAAGUGUGUUCGAUCCAAGAAACAAGAUGCAGUUUGCUUCUAUCUGUUUUGAUAAGCUCUAUGGUAAGGAUAGUCUGGAGAGUGCUCAUCUCAGAACCUCAAUAAGAGCACUGAUGAAAUCGUUGUAUGAGGAGUAUGUGAGCAAGCUUGGCCCUCAAUCGCAAGGUGAUAGUCAGAACAACAUUAUCGAAUCUGAGAGUUGGCAACCUGUUUGA